CGCACCCCCGCCCAGGACGCUGACAAGCUAAUCGUAAGAACGGCUAUUCGCAAAGAAGUCCCGCCGAGUUCAGCACGACUUACUCCCUGAGGCUGCCUUUCUCCUCCAUCCUUCAUUUUAAUUAUUUGUGGUACCACCAACACUUCAUUUAGCUGGCAAGUCAGAACAUGAACAGCUCACAGCAAUGUAACACCCGAAGAUGGCAGGGCUGCAGGAGCUUGGGGACCCUCUGGGGGAGGGUGCUUUGGGGGCUGAGGCCCUGGCUAGUUCCUGCUUGGCUGGCAACCGGCUCAACCUAGAUGUGUACACUGAGGGCUGUCGCCUGUUUCUCAAGCUCUUUGAGACAAGGAGGGAAGAAGUGGAACAGGUGGAGUUCUUGAGGCUGAGCUGCAAUGAGGACCUCAUCACUCCCACGCUGAGGACAGUUCCUGCCCUGAAAGGUUUGAAAUCCCUUGUACUCAAAGGAGGACACACCAGGGAUGAAAUCGGCACAUGCCAGAGAGGGCUGCUGGCAUCUUUGCCACAAGAGCUCGGGGAAUUAAGCUGCCUUGCUCAUCUAGAUCUCAGCUUCAAUAGUUUUGUUGCCUUGCCGCCCUGCAUCACCAAGCUGGCCAACCUCAGGAGUCUCUUGGUGUCCCACAACAGCUUGCUGGAGCUGCCGGAGGACUUUGGCCAGCUCGCCAAGCUGACGUUCUUCUCUGCCAUGAAGAACCAGCUCAGAGGUCUGCCGCAGAGCAUAGGGGAGCUGGCAGCACUGCAGACGCUGGACCUCUCGGAAAAUGCACUGGAAUCACUCCCCGAAGAGAUUGGGAACCUGCGUAGUUGCACAGAGCUGGAUCUCUCAGGAAAUCAGUUAACAGGAAUUCCCAGCUCCCUUGCCAAUUUGCAAUCUCUGCGGCAGAUGCACCUUCACAGCAAUCUUCUGGUGACAGUUCCCGCAUCCCUUGCCCACCUUCCCAACUUGUCUAGGCUUGAUCUACAGAAUAACAGGCUGCGCUCCGUCCCUCCAGAGAUCCAGAGCUUCCCCUUUGUGCAUCUCCGUGGUAAUCCUCUAGGAGAACCGGAGGUGCCUCUGCAGCCAGAUGACUUGAGCUCAGAAUUUUCUUUACGAAGACUGUUUCUUGAAGCUGGUGAGGAUAGCUUUACCGUGACCCCUGAAGGCUGCAGAGUUUCCCUGGCUUGCGGUGUCCAGUUUUGUUUCCCCCGGGGUUCUGCCUCUACUUCUGUAACGAUUCACUUCCAAAAGUGCUCCCCGGACCCUCAGUGGGUGAAGCUGAAGCAUCACGACAUCCUACUAAGUGAAGUUCUGGAAUUGCAGCCUCAUGGGAUCGAUUUCCAAGAGGAAGUGCAGAUCUGGAUACCGUACGCCUCCCCUCAGAGCCUGCAUGACCGUGAGAUCAUAAUUCGAACCUUCAGUGGGCAGAAGUGGAGUGAUUUAGGAACCAGAGUAAAACGCAAAGGAAAGAAGCGUCUGGCCUGCUGCAGCGUCCCCCACUUUUCCUGGUUCGUGGUGGUCUCUCGACUGGUGGAGAAUGAAUGCAGAGUCCCUGAGGACGGGGCUUUCCUUUUCUCAACAGUUGAUCCCAACAUCAAAGUGACCUUUCCUCCUGGCGUGACCAGGGAGACUAGGACAGUGAAGCUUCAGGUGCUACCCGUGUCAGCUGAGGAGCUGCAAGAGAUCACAAAUGAUCCUGAAACAGUUGCCAGCCCCCUCCUCUGCCUUUCCCAGAAUUCCACUGUGGACUUCCUUCAGCCUGUUAAAAUUCAGCUCCCGCUACCUCCAGGAGUCACAGGUCUAACCUUGGAUCGCUCCAGGGUGCAUCUCUUGCAUGGUGACUGGAAUGCUCAGAACUGGGACGACAUCACAGAUCAGGUGGUGUUGGAGUUCACCCAUCUCUAUGCUUUGUUUGAAGUCACACACUUCUCCUGGUACUGGUUAUGGUGCACUACCAAGACAUAUAUUGGUGGUUUGGCUAAGGAGGUCUAUAAAAGGCUGCGCAUGUACCACGUGAACUUCAUAGCUCUGCAGAGGAAGAAAGAUCCUGAACAAGUCUUGCUCCAGUGUGUCCCAAAGCACAAGGUUGAUCCUGUUCUGAAAAAACUCCAUGACAGAUACCGAGGGCCAGAGCCAUCUGACAUGGUGGAGAUGUUCGAAGGGGAGCAGUUCUUUGCAGCCUUUGAACGAGGCAUCAACAUCGAUGCAGACCGUCCAGACUGCAUUGAUGGCAGGAUUUCAUUCAACUUUUUUUCUCACUUGAAAAAUGUGAAGGAAGUCUAUAUCACUUCAGAAGUGGACCGAAAAAGCAAUGCUGUGAAAGGGCAGGUUUCCUUUUACCGAGGAGCUGUUCCAGAGAACAUUCCUGAAGAGGUUACCAAGAGGAGGAAAGGCCCUGAUUCCCAUUGGCUAGCUACCUUGCCAAUCAAGCUACCUAAACUGAAAUCUCAAGGGAGUGAGCAGCCUGCAACGCAAAAUGGCUUCUCUCUUCCCCCUCUGAAUUUGGGGAAUGCUGAAACGGGAUACUUAACACAGUCUAAUCUACUUGGCAUUGCUGGGCGCAUUGGAGCUGACUGGCAAUCCAUUGGCAUGAACUUGGGGUUGUCUUAUCAGGAGAUACAGAGGAUACAAUACAAUAACAGGGAAGACCUCAAUACUCAGAUUCUGAAUAUGCUGUUCUCCUGGGCUCAGCAAAACGAAAAGAACUCUGACUGUAUAGAUAAGUUGAUCAGCGCCAUGAAAGCGAGUGACCGCCAAGACAUAGCAGAUGAGAUCACAGCCAUUAUUGCACUGGGAAGGCAAAAAUACAGGGAGUCCAUCCGGAGGGUGGGCCUGGACCAGGAAAGUAGCACUGAGGACUCAGCAAUUGCCAUGGUGUAGCCACCAGUGGAAGGCCUCCAUCGCCUUACCAUGGCCCGCAACAGGCAGGCUGGGACUGCUCAAUGGACUGACAGUGGAUUAGUGUGUUACCAGCCACCAUUGCAAGAGCUGAGGCCGUUGAUAUCAUGGUUCCUCACCAUUCGUCCUCUGUCCUAAUGCUUGAAUGUUGCCAAGCCUCUGCAUGUUCUUGUUCGGGCAUGCUGGAAUGGGAUUGAUCAGCUCAGCCUGGAACUGAGGCUCUGAGCAUCAAUGAAGUCGAGACAUUCUAAGUCCUAAAUGUUACCAGUUUUGUGACAUGAAUGUGUGAUAUAUUUAUUUCGUUUCUGUCACCCCCCCUUUAGGAAACAUCCAUUAAUGCCGGGAUCUCCAGUGUGGGGCCCACGCACUUCUCUCUUGGUACCCGCCAGGCUCCUCGCCCCUCCUGAAUUUUUAGUUUGUUUUUAAAGAUAUUUUAAAUUAUUUUUUAACUGGGAGUUUGGCAGGCUGCAAAGCAAAGAACUGCCCUCCAGCACUGUCUUUAGUUGGGUUCAAAACAAUGGUUUGAGGUUUUAGAGCUCAGGUCCCACCUCUGCCUUCUAUAUAGGUUCUUGAGGAAGUUACUUUUCUUUAACUCUUACCAGUUUGCCUUCUGAGAAAUGAGUGUUUUGUGAAUAGCCGUGCCCACCACAACUUUUUUUAUGAAUGGGCAAG
Molecule: messenger RNA, 3565 nt
Organism: Elgaria multicarinata webbii
Lineage: Eukaryota; Metazoa; Chordata; Lepidosauria; Squamata; Anguidae
Gene: PIDD1
Product: p53-induced death domain protein 1
Exons: 16
Coding region: 200-2875 (891 amino acids)
Biological process (GO): signal transduction; DNA damage response; apoptotic process
Molecular function (GO): protein binding
Source: RefSeq, a predicted model, not a curated record